Cicer arietinum (chickpea) is the source of this 1288-nucleotide messenger RNA. Its product is annotated as tetraketide alpha-pyrone reductase 2-like. The record is from RefSeq and is a predicted model, not a curated record. Lineage: Eukaryota; Viridiplantae; Streptophyta; Magnoliopsida; Fabales; Fabaceae. Gene Ontology annotation, molecular function: oxidoreductase activity, acting on the CH-OH group of donors, NAD or NADP as acceptor.
CGAUGUGAGCUAUAAACCUAAGACUCAACAACACAAAACUUAACAGGGACUCAUAAAAUAAAUAAAAUAAAAAAGAUAUGCCAGAGUUUUGUGUUACAGGUGGCAAUGGGUUCAUAGCAGCUUACCUAGUGAAAGCCUUAUUAGAAAAGGGUUACACAGUGAGGACUACAGUGAGAAACCCAGAUUUGGAGAAGGUUGGGUAUCUUACUCAAUUAAGUGGAGACAAAGAGAGAUUGAAGAUUUUAAAAGCAGAUUUAUUAGUGGAAGGGAGCUUUGAUGAGGCAGUAAUUGGGGUUGAUGGUGUGUUUCAUACUGCGUCCCCUGUCCUUGUUCCAUAUGAUAACAAUAUUCAGGCUACUUUGAUUGAUCCAUGUAUAAAAGGAACCAAGAAUGUGUUGAAUUCUUGCGCCAAAGCAAAUGUGAAACGUGUGGUGCUAACAUCUUCUUGCUCUUCCAUAAGAUAUCGUGAUGAUGUGCAACAAAUUUCUCCUCUUAAUGAAUCUCAUUGGAGUGAUCCAGAUUAUUGUAAACGUCACAAUCUGUGGUAUGCAUAUGCAAAGACUGUGGGAGAGAGAGAGGCUUGGAAAAUUGCAAAGGAAAAUGACAUUGAUCUAGUAGUGGUUAACCCCUCUUUCGUUGUUGGUCCACUUCUUACACCACACCCAGCCAGCACACUUUACAUCAUACUAAACAUCAUCAAAGGUUUGAAAGGAGAAUAUCCAAACACAACAGUGGGCUUUGUCCAUAUAGAUGACGUGAUUGAAGCCCACUUGUUGGCCAUGGAAGAGCCCAAAGCAUCUGGCAGACUUAUUUGUUCAGGCCCAGUAGCCCAUUGGUCUCAAAUUAUCGAAAUGCUUCGCGCCAAAUAUCCUUCUUAUCCAUACGAAAGCAAGUGUAGUAAUCAUGAAGGAGAUAAUGGUACACAUAGCAUGGACACCACCAAAAUCACUCAAUUUGGGUUUCCUCCAUUCAAAACACUUGAACAAAUGUUUGAUGAUUGCAUCAAAAGCUUCCAAGACAAGGGUUUCUUAUGAAAUCCAUGAUCCCAUGUACCUUUCAUGUUCAUGUGAGGUGUAUGUAUCGAUUGAAAAUAAGAGUGCCAUAAACCAAAUUAGAAUAAAUUGGAUGAUAUGUAAUGGAAAUAAUUGUUAUUCCCUUCAUUAUUUUGGUAAACUUAGUGGAGGGUAAAAACCAACAAUUGCAUAUGGUUGGACUAGAGUCUGCAUAACUUAAAUUUUAUUGUAUUUUGGUAUUCAUUCUCAAUUUUUAAAGUGUUUUUAAAUCAAAA